Zophobas morio is the source of this 468-nucleotide messenger RNA. Its product is annotated as required for meiotic nuclear division protein 1 homolog. The transcript has 6 exons. Lineage: Eukaryota; Metazoa; Arthropoda; Insecta; Coleoptera; Tenebrionidae. The coding region runs from base 1 to 468 and encodes 155 amino acids. The record is from RefSeq and is a predicted model, not a curated record.
AUGACCAAAAAGGUCGUGGGAUUAGAAGGUACCUUUUUACCUUCCACUGAUGGUUUAAACAACAGAAUUGCCACGAGAGCUAAAAAUAAACAUAAAAAAAGAGAAAAGGCCAGGCAUAACAGUAAAUUUCAGGGCAAAGCUUUGGAGUUCAGGAUAUGUAAAGCCCUCUGUACUUCCGAAGCAUUUAAUUUAGAAGCGCUUACGUCUUUACUUCACUCAAAAGACUUUAAAAUCACCAGUUUUUCGUCUGUUGGUGAGGAAACUGAUGUUAUUCACGUGUAUUCUUUUUCAGAAAGAGGGGAAAUCUUCUUCUUCAAAAGUGGUACUAUUGUUCUUUGGAAUAUCUCUAAUUCUGAAAUGCUUGAGGUUAAUAAACUUCUUCAUAAAAUUGAAGUUCGUCCGUACAUCUCGAAAAUCGUGGCGGAAGAAGAAAUUUAUUAUAAAAUAGAUGAUUCUCGGUUAUUUUAA